AUGAACGAUAUUCUCGAUCGGCUACUGUCUGCUCAUGUGAAGGCGUUGGCAUCGCAUCCAGACCGCCCGUUUGUUUGCGCGACAUGGGCGCAAUCUGCAAAUGGAAUGAUAGCGGCUGCGCCAGGGGUCCGCACUUUAAUCUCUGGGGAGGAGUCUAUGCAAAUGACGCACAUGCUGCGAGCAGCACACGAUGCUAUUCUCGUGGGAGUUGGAACUGCACUAGCAGAUGAUCCACGCCUCAGCUGUCGCUUGAAACAAUGCGAUAUCGCAACUGUCGACGAAGCUCUUGUGCGACAUGGGAUCGAUGCACCUCGAAAGACGGAUCGGAGCCCGGUGCCUGUUAUUCUGGACCCAAAGCUAAGAACUCCGGCGAAAUCAAAGUUCAUAGAAGAUGUGCAUCGCAGAAACGUAGCUUGCCGACCAGUCGUUUUCUUUGCGGAGCGCGGCGUAGAUCAGAUUGAUGAUACAAGCCAGAAAGCACUGGCAGAGCUGGUGCAGUUGGAGAGUGCUCCAGUUGAGGCUCGCAAAGCCGAGCACGCUCAGCACUCUUCAACGUUGCUGUCCCUUCCAUCGGUGCUGCAGACACUUCACAAGCAGCACGUAUCCUCUGUCAUGGUAGAAGGAGGCGCUGCUGUUCUGUCCUCAUUUCUAAAGUCAGGGCUUUGUGAUUUGGUCGUAGUUACGAUCUCUCCAAAGUUGUUUGGAAGUGGUCUUACCCUGGCAGAUAGGUCUGACUAUGGUUCAUUCCCCACCAUGGACCUCUCUGAUCCAAAAUGGAUACUGUGUGGUGAAGAUAUUGUUCUUGUUGGCGCACCUCAAUGA
Messenger RNA from Chondrus crispus (carragheen), 822 nucleotides. RefSeq lists its product as hypothetical. The record is from RefSeq and is a predicted model, not a curated record. Bases 1 to 822 code for a protein of 273 amino acids. Gene Ontology annotation, molecular function: 5-amino-6-(5-phosphoribosylamino)uracil reductase activity. Lineage: Eukaryota; Rhodophyta; Florideophyceae; Gigartinales; Gigartinaceae. Gene Ontology annotation, biological process: riboflavin biosynthetic process. The transcript has a single exon.